Molecule: messenger RNA, 1960 nt
Organism: Clupea harengus (Atlantic herring)
Lineage: Eukaryota; Metazoa; Chordata; Actinopteri; Clupeiformes; Clupeidae
Gene: etv4
Product: ETS variant transcription factor 4
Biological process (GO): cell differentiation; regulation of transcription by RNA polymerase II
Cellular component (GO): nucleus
Molecular function (GO): DNA-binding transcription factor activity, RNA polymerase II-specific; sequence-specific DNA binding
Source: RefSeq, a predicted model, not a curated record
UCACAACUACCGCUGCCCCUGUCCUGUUCCCUCUCCCUCUCUCUCUCUCUUUGCAGGCUGCGUGGAUCUCAUUCAACACAGCCUAAAUGACCACAAACGGUUAACGGAUGGAUUAUAAAAUGGACGGAUAUUUGGACCAGCAAGUGCCUUACACUUUAGCUAAUAAGACGCAAGGAAAUGGGCCCCUAAAUAGACUGUUGAUGGCUGCGAAAAGGAAAUACAUGGACACCGAAUUACCCCCUCAGGAAUCAGAAGACCUCUUUCAGGAUUUAAGCCAACUUCAGGAGACGUGGCUCACAGAAGCUCAAGUUCCUGACAGUGAUGAGCAGUUUGUCCCUGACUUCCACUCAGAAAACUCUGUGGCGUUUCACAGCCCACCGGUGAAGAUCAAGAAAGAGCCGCAGAGCCCCGGCUCCGACCCCAGCCAGUCCUGCAGCCACAAACAGAGAUUCAACUACCCCAAUGGAGGAGAGCAGUGCCUUUACGCCAGUGGUGCCUAUGAGCAGAAGAGAGCCGUGGCAGCAGCAGCAGCAGCAGCAGCAGGCGGGUCCAAGAGCUCCUGCCCAGGAGCCCCAGCGGGGACCAUGUCCCCCAUGCAGCAUUACUCCCCCAAGCCACCACCCAUGGGGGCCCGGCCUGAGCAGGGCUACAUGAACAACCCUGCGGGCUCGCAGCCUCUGCCUGGCCACAGCCACAACCACAGCCACAGCCACAGCUACUCUAUGAACCACAGGUAUCAAGGGGGUCACGGCCAAGGGGACAUGUGUCCUCAGUUCCCCCCUCAGAGCCAGCAUCUCCCCUGCAUGCACCCUUCAAACAGUGCUGGGCAAGCGGGCAACGCAGGCGGAGGCAGCGGCGGCGGGGGAGGUGGAGGUGGAGGGGGUGGGGGUGGUGUUGGAGGCUACCAUCGACAGCACUCGGACCCCUGCCAGCCGUACCUGCAGCAGAACUUCAAGCAAGAGUACCUGGACCCCCUGUAUGAGCGGGCGGCGCACCUGGCCGGACCCCCGCAUCCUCCCCAAAGGUUCCCCCCGGCCCACAUGAUGGUCAAGCAGGAACCCACCGACUAUACUUACGACCCAGAUGUGCCUGGAUGUCCUUCUAUGUACCAACACAGCGAGGGCUACCAAAACCAACAGCAUAACAAUGAAGGUUAUCUCUUUGAAAAUGACUCCCGAGUCGUUCCUGAGAAGUUUGAAGCAGGUGAGGUCAAGCAGGAGGGGGGCAGCGUGUUCCGCGAGGGCGCCCCGUACCAGCGGCGUGGAUCUCUGCAGCUCUGGCAGUUCCUGGUGGCCCUGCUGGACGACCCGGGCAACGCCCACUUCAUCGCCUGGACCGGCCGUGGCAUGGAGUUCAAACUCAUCGAGCCAGAGGAGGUGGCCAGACUUUGGGGGAUGCAGAAAAACCGUCCAGCCAUGAACUACGACAAACUGAGUCGCUCGCUGCGCUAUUACUAUGAGAAGGGAAUAAUGCAAAAAGUGGCGGGAGAGCGCUACGUUUACAAGUUCGUGUGCGAGCCUGAGGCGCUCAUCUCCUUGGCGUUCCCCGACAAUCAGCGGCCCAGCCUGAAGGCUGAGUUCGAGCGCUACGUCAACGAGGAGGACACGGUGCCACUCUCCCACAUGGACGAGGGGGUAAACUACCCUCCGGAACAAGCCGCCACCGCCAUGGGGGCCCAGCCCUAUUCCAAAGGCUACAUGUACUAAUGCCACCGACUUGCCCCCCUUACUUCCCCGACCCACCCCACCUCUCCACACCUCUACCGCCCUCCCUUCCCAUCCCUGCACCUAUUGCACAUGCCCACCCCAUCCUCUUGUAUAUAAGGCUAUGGUGUUUUUUUUUGUUUUGUUUUAAAUUAAUCUCAUUAGGGAUUCUGCAUUCCUCUCACUUCUGAGGCCUAUCCAAUCCAGACACAAGUCUGUGCUUACAGAGAUUGCUUAAUAAAGACCCAAUAUUACUA